UGUUGUUCAAUCCCAUUGGAGUUUUAAAAUGGGUUUCAAUGGCGUUCAUGGAAGCAUUCACGAGAAUUGAUCUUUCCAUUUUGGCAUACACCAACGCACAAACAAAAAGCUCACUCACUCACUUUCUCUUACUGUUAGAAGCGGACGAUUGACGACAAACUCUCCGCUGGCAAAAGAUUCCCUCACUGCCUUCUCAUUUUUUCGUUUCUUUCUUCUUCUUCUUGCCGAAUCCGGAUUGGGUUAUGUUUUUGUCACUGACCCAUUAAAGGAAAAGGGCAAAAGUUCAUUUGGGUUUUGCUGGGGUUUGAUUUUUUGUGGGUUUUUGUGUGUUUUGAGUUAAUGGGUUUCUUUUUCUUCACCUUUUGGUGAAACCCAUUUGAGUAAUCUCUGGUUUGCGCCAUCUACAACGCCGUGUGGAUGGGCUGUUCUAGCUCAAAGGUCGAUGAUCUUCCGGCGGUGGCGCUCUGUCGUGAGCGUUGUGCGUUUCUAGAUGAAGCGAUUCAUCUUAGAUACUCACUUGCAGAAGCUCACAUGGCGUAUAUUCAUUCCCUUAAAGGGAUUGGUCAUUCAUUGCAUAAUUUCAUUGAAGAGAGUGUUGAUCCAGUUGGGAAUGGUGGCUCUGUUAUUGAUGAUUCUGUCUCUCCUCCUCACCAUCUCUGUCAUUCCGAUUCUGAUGAUGAAUCUGGUUCUCUUCAUGAUUUUGAUCACUCCCCUCCUUUUGUCCCGCCGCACGACGGUCAUAUGGGUUAUAUGAUGCCGGAACCAGAACGUUUUGGCUCGUAUCCCGGCGGCGGAAGCGGCGGUGGUGGAGGGUUUAUACAUAUGCAUUAUAUGAGGAAAUCAGUGACACCCUCUGUUGUGUAUGAACAGAGGCCUAUGAGUCCGGAGAAGGUUUAUCAUGCCGGUGAGUCGUCUUCAUUUUCAGGGCAUUACCCUUAUCCUUAUUAUGGUUAUCCUCAAGACGGUGGCUAUGGUUCAAUGUCAUCUGCCGGAGGUUCAGGCUCGUCGCCGCCGCCACCUUCACCGCCAAGGCCCUCAGCAUGGGCUUUCUUGAACCCAUUUGAGGCAUAUGAGAAGUAUUAUAGUGCUAACACACCAAGCCAGGAUUUGAAGGAGGUGAGGGAAGAAGAGGGGAUUCCUGAAUUGGAAGAUGAGUGUAACCAACAUGAGGUUGUUAAGGAGGUACAUGGAAGCCCGAAAUUCACCGACGAUGGCGGUGGAAUGGGCUCGAAGAUAGCUGCAGGAGAUGAGCAUGGUGGUGAUGAUACAAACGCCAUGCUUUCCCAAUCAAGGCCUAGCACUGCAGCUGAGGAUGAUGCUGUUAAAUGUGAACUCCACCAGAGCAAGCCUGGUUCACAAGAGGUCUAUGAGGUUGCUAGAGAAAUUGAGGCUCAGUUCGAGAGGGCGUCGGAGUCUGGUUACGAAACGGCGAAAAUGCUGGAGGCUGGGAAGCUUCCCUAUCAGCAGAAACAUGUUUCGUCGAAAAACUCGCAUGUUCAUGUUGCUCCUUCGGUUUCGAAGAGCGUCGAUCCUUCAACUUCUUCUGCUGAAUUUGGUUACAUUGAAGAGUUUGGGAUGGCCUCUGGGAAUCUGUCUUCUACGUUAAGGAAGUUGCAUCUUUGGGAGAAGAAACUCUACAAUGAAGUUAAGGCGGAAGAAAAGAUGCGGGUAGUUCACGAGAGGAAGUAUCGAAAGCUGAAGCGCUUAGAUGAGAAGGGUGCAGAAGCUCAUGAAGUUGAUACCACUCGAACUUCAGUGAGGAGCCUAUCUACCAAGAUAAGAGUAGCCAUUCAGGUGGUUGACAAGAUAUCCAUGACAAUAAACAAGAUCAGGGAAGAAGAAUUAUGGCCACAACUGAAUGAACUAAUUCACAGAUUAGCUAGGAUGUGGCAGUCUAUGCUCGAAUGCCAUCGUGCUCAGUACAAAGCGAUCAGUGAAUCAAAAAGUUUCGGUAUGAUCGGAUCGGGUAAAUGUAACGAUAGCGAAGCUCAUCUCGAAGCAACCAAGGAGCUUGAGCAUGAGCUUCUAAACUGGACAAUCAGCUUCUCUAGUUGGAUCAGUGCACAAAAGGGGUAUGUUAGAGUCUUGAAUAAUUGGCUUCUGAAGUGUCUUCUGUAUGAACCUGAGGACACACCGGACGGUUUAGCUCCCUUCUCACCGGGACGAAUUGGUGCACCCCUGGUGUUUGUGAUCUGUAACCAGUGGUCACAGGCUUUGGAUAGCGUAUCCGAGAAGGAAGUGAUCGAUUCUAUGCGCGUGUUUAGUACGAGGAUGCUUCAAAUUUGGGAACAUGAUAAGCUAAUAACGCGACAGAGAAUGAUGGCAAAGGUUCGAAACUUCGACCGAGAUGACCAAAAGAUUCAGAAACAGAUUCAGGCAUUGGACAAGAAGACGUUGAUGGUUUCGAGAGAUGAAAAACGUCUCUCAGCUUCUGGAAAUGCUGUGUAUCAAAAUGAGAUGAGCCAUGUUAGCCUGCAAUCGAGUGUGCAAUGCCUUUUCGAGGCGAUGGAGAGGUUCACUGCAGAUUCGAUGAAAGUGUAUGAAGAGCUUUUACGACGAACCGAGGAAGAACGAUUGAAUCGGGAGCUGGAAAGAGUCCUAUGAGUGUAUGAAACUCUGCUUAUUUGUUGUUCCAAAUGUUCAAGAAAUGAAACUUUUCAGCUCAGUCACAGAGCUAGCCUCCUGCUAAGCUACACAGCAGCCAUUACGACCCGAGUUCGACUGUUCGAUAUCUGAUUGUUCCAGUGAGUUAUAACUCAAAUGCUCGGGAUGCCUUCAUUGUCGGGUGCGAGCGGAGUCGAAUGAAAAGCCUUGUUCAAUGGAAAGCUUGUUGAAUGGACAGAAAUUGAGUAAAAGUAGAGCAUUUCUCAAAGUGAUUUCACUGAUGGUUCGGAGAAUCUCGAUAGUAGUUUCAUGGAUUUGUGUUACGAGUAAUUCGUGUAAAAGUUCGUAAUAGUCGUUAGUUUGCUGCUUUUGAAGAGUUUUUCCUCUGCUCGAUUAAUCCGGCAUGGACUAUAUGAGCGAAGUAAUUUAUCGGAUAAGUUGAUUUGUUGGGCAUUUUUGAUUCACCAAA
Messenger RNA from Cucurbita maxima (winter squash), 3073 nucleotides. Its product is annotated as nitrate regulatory gene2 protein-like. The transcript is spliced from 5 exons. NCBI's taxonomy places the organism in Eukaryota, Viridiplantae, Streptophyta, Magnoliopsida, Cucurbitales, Cucurbitaceae. The record is from RefSeq and is a predicted model, not a curated record. Bases 418 to 2604 code for a protein of 728 amino acids.